Solanum stenotomum is the source of this 2559-nucleotide messenger RNA. Its product is annotated as TORTIFOLIA1-like protein 3. Lineage: Eukaryota; Viridiplantae; Streptophyta; Magnoliopsida; Solanales; Solanaceae. The record is from RefSeq and is a predicted model, not a curated record. The transcript has 5 exons. Bases 195 to 2060 code for a protein of 621 amino acids. Gene Ontology annotation, molecular function: microtubule binding. Gene Ontology annotation, cellular component: microtubule.
UAUAAAAGGCUGAAAGAGAGAGAAACCAAAUCCAUAAAGCAUUGCAACACAAAAGAUACCGCCCACCGCCGGCACCGCUGCGAUGCUGCCGGAGACACCUCCACCACCACCUUUACAGUAACUCUGUUAGAUUUUCUCACGCCAAUUUCUAACUCCAUUCUAGAAAUCAGUUUCCCGGUGAAUUGUCGGUGAAAAUGUCGGUCCACAGUAAGCAAAACCAGAACCAAACACGUGAUAUGAAGCACCGGGUACUCACAUGCCUACACAAGCUUUCCGACCGGGAUACACAUUCGGCGGCGGCUUCUGAACUCGAGUCUAUUGCUAAAACUCUUUCCCCUGAAGCAAUUCCUCCUUUUGUUUCCUCCAUUUCCGUCACUGAUUCUUCGGAUAAGUCACCAGUCCGUAAACAAUGUCUCCGACUGAUCUCCCUUCUUUCCGAGCAUCAUGGAGAUUCUCUCUCUCCUCAUCUUUCUAAACUUCUAACCGCCGUCGUCCGCCGACUCCGCGACGCGGAUUCCGCCGUACGCUCUGCUUGCGUCACUGCUUGUGCGUCCAUUUCGUCACAUCUGACUAAACCUCCAUUCUCCUCAAUUAUCAAGCCGUUCCUGGAAGCGCUUUUCACGGAACAGGAGAUGAACUCGCAGAUCGGUGCUGCUUUGUGUUUGUCGGCAGCUAUCGAGGCGUCGCCAGAUCCGGAUAUUGCCUGCUUGAGGAAGUCGUUGCCGAGAUUUGAGAAGUUGCUUAAGAGUGAUAGCUUCAAAGCGAAGGCAGCAUUGCUUACAAUGAUUGGCAGUGUGAUCGCAGUUGGAGGAGCUUCUAGUCAGCAAAUUGUGAGGAAUUUGGUGCCGUAUUUGGUGGAAUUCGUGAGUAGUGAUGAUUGGGCGGCUCGGAAAGCCAGUGCAGAGGCUUUGCUGAGGCUCGCGGCAGUUGAGGGAGACGCUUUAUCUGAGUUUAAAGCACCGUGCUUGAAGACAUUCGAGGCGAAACGAUUUGAUAAGGUAAAGGCAGUGAGAGAAACAAUGAAUCAAAUGUUGGAAGCCUGGAAGGGAAUCCCUGAUUUGUCUGAUGAUGGUUCCCCUCUUCCUUUGUCAAAUUCCUCUUCCAAAGAAAAUGCAAGUGAUGGACGUUAUCCUCCUGGUCUGAAGACUUCCAGGGCUGUGAGCUCUAGUGCUCCUAGUGUAAAAAGGCCAUCUAACAAGUCCUCUGUAGCAGAUAAUUCCACUGCUCCUGCUGCCCACAAAGGUCCAGCAAUCUUUCGCAAACUUGAUCGCAAGAAGCCAUGGAAAGUUGAAGUUUCUGCUCCUCAUGGUUCUUCUGCGGAUUACCACCAAAACAAAGAUGGGAUACAGUUGCGCAAAGACGAGGAGUUGGAAACACAUACACAACCUGGAGUCAAACGUACUCUUUUUAGUAAGAUCACUAAUGAAACCAGGAAUAGUGUGGUGAAGGUUGGAUGUCGUGUGGUUCCAUAUCAAGAUGAGAUAUCAGAAUCUACUGUAGUUGUGAGCAAUGAAACUGAAGAUCUCUGUAGGAACCCAAAAGAUUGUGAAGAUCUCUCGCUGAUCCGGAAACAACUUGCUCAAAUUGAAACUCAGCAGUCCAAUUUGUUAGAUCUUCUCCAGAAAUUUAUGGGGAGCUCACAAAGUGGCAUGCAUUCUCUGGAGACACGUGUACAUGGUCUGGAACUGGCAUUAGAUGAAAUCUCAUUUGACUUGGCUAUGUCAGCCGGAAGGAUGUCAAAUACCAACUCUGCAUCCAUGUGUUGCAAGCUACCAGGUGCAGAAUUCUUGACUUCAAAACUUUGGAAGAAAACAGAAGGUCGUGGUGCAACUUCACACUUCUCUGCUUCUGGUGGAACCUCAUCAUCAGCAGGUUUAAUAAGCAAUGUAGCUGGUCAGAAUGGAAAUGGUGAAAGACUUAAGUUGGAGAAUAGGACAUACCGACUCCAUAGUAGUCGUGGGUUUAUUGUGAACCCAUUAGCUGAAACUCAUGGUGAUCCACAGAGAAUUUCUGAGCCUUCAGUUGGUGGAGUUUCAAAAAGUUUGCGAAAUGGUGUAUGAUGGUUUAUGUCAGGUUUGGAGACUGCAUGGACUCUUGAGCAUUGUAGUAGAGGAUUGUCAAGAAUGAAGCAGGAAGCAGUUUCUUACUAGAACAACUAUUAUUUUGUGCAUUUUCGGCCUCGGUUAUUCACUCAGUAAGCUUUGCCAAGUGCACUAUAAACUAUCCCACAUCAUUCAAGCAAACUUUCUUCAGAAUUAGUGUUACCUUUUGAUGUUCUACUUUUUGAUAUUUCAAAGUACGAAAAGGAAAGCCAGACCACUGUAUGGCAGGUUUGGUAUGAACGUUGGCCUUGUAUAGAAGAAUAUUUCGUUUAUUUCAUAAUUUGCUAAGAACUAGCUAGCUUUCUUUUUGAUGCAUUGAAUAGGGUUUGAAAUGAUAUCAGAAUAUGUAAAUGAUUGUUGCCAGUGUGUCUAUAUUGAUGAUGCCCCAUGGUGGAACCAUGAAUUGUGAGAAGGGAAUUCAAAAAAUUUCAACCUGCGAUAUGAAUAAUUUGUUUAA